CUCUCUCCUUUUCUGUGCCCUGGCCCUGCCCUCGGCCCCGGCGAUGCCGCGCAGCCCCUGAGCCGGCCGGGCUCCCCCAGCCAUGGCCAGGCCGCAGGCUCCGGCCCAGAGGCCGCAGGGACUUUAGCCCGGGGGGGCUCAGUGGGACAGGACGGCUCAGCCACGGGCUGGGGGAGGCUGAGAGCAGCAGAAGAGCCCCUGAAGCAAGACCCAACCCCCUGCCCUGUGUAUGAGGCUGGGACACAGGGCGCAGGACCCACGUCUGCAGGACACUGCUUCCGAUGUCCCGGCAUGAGGCUUCUCCGACAACGCUGCAACCCGCCAGCAACCACCGCCCCAACGCCUGCUGCUUCUGCUGGUGCUGCUGCUGCAGCUGCUCAUGGAACGAGGACCGGGAGCGGCCGUGGAGGGCAUCCCGGGAGACCAAACUGGAGACCAUCCCAAACUGUGAAGCGUGUGCCAAGCCCACCCCAGACGAGGUGCGGGGCUGGGCACAGUCCUUUGAGAAGCUGAUGAAGAGCCCGGCGGGUCGCAACGUGUUCCGGGAGUUCUUGAGGACUGAGUACAGUGAGGAGAACAUGCUCUUCUGGCUGGCGUGUGAGGAGCUCAAAACCGAGUGCAACAAGCACACCAUCGACGAGAAGGCCAGGAUGAUCUACGAGGACUACAUCUCCAUCCUCUCACCCAAGGAGGUGAGCCUGGACUCGCGGGUGAGGGAGGUGAUCAACAGGAAGAUGCAGGAGCCGUCCUCGCACACGUUUGACGACGCUCAGCUGCAGAUCUACACGCUGAUGCACAGAGACUCCUACCCCCGCUUCCUGAACUCUGCCAUUUACAGGUCGCUGCUGCACAGCGUGUCCCGCUCCUCCUCCGAGUCCUGAGCCCCGCCGGCGGGACCGGCCCGGCGCCGGGAGGGCUCAGCCGCCUCCUCCCGUCCCUCUCGGCCCCACCACGGGCAGGGGGGGCGGUU
This is a messenger RNA of Colius striatus (speckled mousebird), 970 nucleotides long. It is a transcript of the gene RGS19, whose product is annotated as regulator of G protein signaling 19. Lineage: Eukaryota; Metazoa; Chordata; Aves; Coliiformes; Coliidae. The transcript is spliced from 6 exons. The coding region runs from base 282 to 881 and encodes 199 amino acids. The record is from RefSeq and is a predicted model, not a curated record.